GCCAUGACGGCCUUGUGGGCUUAUCUGGCUUUGUCUGUGCUCUUGGGCUGGGGCUGCAUAGCUGGCCCUCGGGGCACAAAGGCACAGGAGCCAGGAACACCCCUCUCUGACCAGGAAUACCACCAGUUCUUCCAGUUCCUGAGGAUCACCAUCCAAGCCAGAACCGCCUGCGAGCUCCGCGAGCUGUACGGCUGCAAGAACUCACUCAUCCAGAGGCUGGAUGAGUAUGAAAACCACGGAGCCAUCCCUCCAGGGCCUAUAUGCUCUGAACUGCCAGAAAAUCCUUCCUUCCUCAACUUCUGCACCUUUUCUCUUUAUCGCUGUAUUAUGAAACAGUAUUUCCUUAAGAGGAUCGUGUGCCCAGGGCGCCCAGAGACACCAAGCAUCCAAGCAGGAGCCAGCCCCAUCGUGAGCAGUGGAGCCAUCCCAUCCAGCAGCUUUGAGCCCCUGCCAGCUCCCCCCAUGCUUCCCCCAGCUCCCCCCAACCCCGAGACAGAGGCACCUGUGACCCCCACCUCCCUCCCUGUGAGCACAGAACCAAUUCCCUUGGGCACAGAAGCCCCAGAAGUGCCAGCCAGUGGCCAUCAGCAGGGACACCUGCCCAACAGUGACAUCGAGGAUCUGCUCCUGAGGAUACUGGACAGCCAGGUGCAGACCUCACUGCAGACAAUGAAGCUGUUGAUGUCUGUUGGGAAGGCAGUGAAGGAGGAAGAGUUGCAGAGGGCUGCCACGAGGCUGCUGGUGGCUCUGAACAGCGUCAAUGUGUCUUGGUCACCAAACAACUGA
Molecule: messenger RNA, 786 nt
Organism: Zonotrichia leucophrys gambelii
Lineage: Eukaryota; Metazoa; Chordata; Aves; Passeriformes; Passerellidae
Product: acrosin-binding protein-like
Exons: 4
Coding region: 4-786 (260 amino acids)
Cellular component (GO): acrosomal vesicle; nucleus
Source: RefSeq, a predicted model, not a curated record